AUGUUUUCAAUUAGUGCCAGAAUUAAGCAUGGUCAAUUUACUAACACAAUAUAUACCUGGAUAAAAGAUGGAAAUUAUAAAGAAGUCAUUGGUUUUCUGAGCGAACAAAUUGCUGCAAAUCCUAAUUCAAGGGCCGGUCUAUCACUACUGGCCUAUUGUUACUAUUAUUUACGUGAUUUUGUUAGUGCCGCCAAUUGUUACGAACAAUUAGUUCAGUAUUAUCCCGAUGUUGAACAAUACCAUAUAAAUUAUACGCAAUCCCUAUAUCAGGCCUCUCUAUAUGAGGAGGCAAUGAAAGCGUCGUUUAAAAUUGAAGAGAAGUUUGGGUCAAAUAGUCAAACAAUUAAAUUACAGACAGCUAUCAAAUAUUGUGAGGACGAUGUGUCUGCUGCUAAAAGUCUUGUGGAUCAGAUUAGUAAUGAUGAUCCGGACAAAGAGGUCAACAUGGCUUGUAUUUUGUAUAAACAGGACAAAUAUGAUGAGUCUAUUACUAAGUUUAACACAUGUUUGCAACUCAAUGGCUUUCAACCCGAUAUAUGCUAUAAUAUAGCUCUAUGUCAUUAUAGACUUAAACAAUACCCAAACGCAUUGAAACACAUCGCGGAUAUUAUUGAAAAGGGUAUUAGAGAGCACCCGGAGCUUAGCGUUGGAAUGACAACUGAAGGCAUUGAAAUGAGAAGUGUUGGAAAUACAUUAACACUUCAUGAGACGGCAUUAGUGGAAGCAUUUAAUUUGAAAGCCGCCAUCGAGUAUCAACUAAAGAACUACGAGUCAGCACUGGAAGCGUUGACUGAUAUGCCUCCCCGUUCUGAGGAAGAGUUAGAUGCCGUCACUCUUCAUAAUCAGGCGCUCAUGUCUAUGGAAACGGAUCCAACUGAAGGUUUUGAAAAACUACAGUUCCUAAUUCAACAAAAUCCAUUUCCUCCUGAAACGUUUGCCAACCUAUUGCUACUCUAUUGUAAGUACGAAUACUAUGAUUUGGCCGCCGAUGUCAUGGCUGAGAACAUACACUUCACAUAUAAGUAUUUGAGUCAAUAUUUAUAUGAAUUUCUGGACGCCGUUAUCACACAACAAACAUCACCGGAGGACGCGUACAGAAAGUUUGAUGAGAUGUCAUCAAAACAUACAGAUUCACUGCGCAAACUAAUCAAACAAAUACAAGAAGCAAAACAAUCACAAAAUGAAGAGGCAGUUAAAAAGCUAACCAAUAACUACAACAACACACUUGAACUCUAUCUACCGGUGCUUAUGGCACAGGCAAAGAUUUAUUGGGAUAUAGAGUACUACACGCAAGUGGAAAAGGUCUUCAGAAAGUCUGUUGAGUUUUGCAAUGACUUUGAUGUCUGGAAACUCAAUGUAGCGCACGUCCUAUUCAUGCAGGAAAAUAAGUUCAAAGAGGCGACAGGUUUUUAUGAGCCAUUAGUGAAAAAAAGUUACGACAAUAUAUUGAAUGUGAGUGCAAUAGUUUUGGCCAAUUUGUGUGUGUCUUACAUAAUGACUGGACUUAAUGAAGACGCAGAAGAAUUGAUGCGAAAGAUAGAGAAAGAAGAGGAACAGUUGGCGUAUUCAGAGCCAAACAAAAAGAUAUUUCACUUAUGUAUUGUCAAUCUAGUGAUCGGAACCCUGUAUUGUGCGAAAGGCAACUACGAGUUUGGUAUUUCCCGAGUCAUUAAAAGUCUGGAGCCGUACAGCAAAAAACUGGGUACCGAUACCUGGUUUUACGCUAAACGCUGUUUCCUAUCGCUAUUGGAAAACCUAUCGAAACAAGUUAUCUGUGUUCGCGACUCUAUAAUCCAGGAAUGCCUACAAUUUCUGACCCAUUGUGAAGAACAUGGAAACAAUAUUAAGACUAUAGUCGAGGCACCGCUUGAAUUGGAAACAUUAAAUCCCGCAAAAAAUUGUGUCACUUAUGAGGCAAGACUUCUUAAGGCACUACUUAUUAAUAUUACUUCUUAA
This is a messenger RNA of Oppia nitens, 1956 nucleotides long. RefSeq names its product tetratricopeptide repeat protein 30A-like (gene Ttc30). NCBI's taxonomy places the organism in Eukaryota, Metazoa, Arthropoda, Arachnida, Sarcoptiformes, Oppiidae. Bases 1 to 1956 code for a protein of 651 amino acids. The record is from RefSeq and is a predicted model, not a curated record. Gene Ontology annotation, molecular function: protein binding; intraciliary transport particle B binding. Gene Ontology annotation, cellular component: axonemal microtubule; intraciliary transport particle B. Gene Ontology annotation, biological process: intraciliary transport. The transcript is spliced from 4 exons.